AUGCCACUACCAGUGGGCAUCUAUCGGGCCGACCAAGUUGGAUCGUUGCUGCGACCCAAGGAGAUUCUUUCAACACGAGAGAAAGUGUUGGCAGGUAGUGCGACAGCAUCUCAGCUUCGCGAAGUCGAAGAUCGAUACAUUGCAGAGGUUGUUCAAAAGCAACUGGAUGCUGGCCUUCGUUCCAUCACUGAUGGGGAAUUCCGACGCGCCUGGUUCCAUCUGGACUUCCUUCAGCAUUUUGAUGGGAUUGAGGUUCAAGGCAGUUUGACGUCGACCAAUCAAUCCAAGGGCGGCGUGCAGCCUCCCCGUCUUGUUGUGACUGGGAAACUGGGGCAUAGUAAACCUAUUCAGGUCGACGAUUUCAGAUACCUUGAAAGCCAGAUUGCCAAAGCGGGUGGCCAAGACAAAUACGGCACGGUCACUACCAAAGUCGCGAUUCCGAGUCCGACCAUGGUCCACUUCCGGGGCGGGCGAGAGACCAUCGACAUGGAGGCCUAUCCAUCCCUGGACGAGUUCUUCGACGAUCUGGCCAGAGUAUACCAGGAAGAGUUGCAAGAACUGUACGAUGCCGGGUGCCGAUUCGUGCAACUCGACGACACCAAUCUCGCCUAUCUGUGCGAUCCGGCCAUGCGAUCAGCCGCAGAAUCCAGACACGGAAGUGACGCCAAGACGCUCGCCAGUCAGUAUGCAGACCUGAUCAAUCGGGCAAUUGAGAAGCGACCGAGCGACAUGACGAUCGGUAUCCAUUUGUGUAGAGGCAACCAUCGAAGCCAAUGGUUUGCCCAGGGAGGGUAUGAACCGGUCGCCGAGGUCUUGUUCCGAGACCUUAACGUCGAUGUCUACUUCCUUGAGUAUGACGAUGCGAGAUCUGGGGACUUUAGUCCACUUCGACAUUUGCCAGAGCAUAAAGUCGUGGUACUGGGAGUCAUGACGAGUAAACGUGGUGAAAUGGAUGAUGCAGACACCAUGGUGCAAAGACUAAACGAGGCGAGCAAGUACUGCAAAAGAGGCCUGGAUCAACUCGCCAUCAGCCACCAGUGCGGUUUCAGCUCGACAAUGGAGGGAAACGAGCUAAGCGAGGAUCAGCAGUGGGCGAAGGUCCGCGCUGAAGUCGAGAUCGCGAAGAAAGUUUGGGGAGAGGAUAUAUCCAAGUAGAUUAAGG
Messenger RNA from Exophiala mesophila, 1162 nucleotides. RefSeq lists its product as uncharacterized. The coding region runs from base 1 to 1155 and encodes 384 amino acids. Lineage: Eukaryota; Fungi; Ascomycota; Eurotiomycetes; Chaetothyriales; Herpotrichiellaceae. The transcript has a single exon. Gene Ontology annotation, molecular function: 5-methyltetrahydropteroyltriglutamate-homocysteine S-methyltransferase activity; zinc ion binding. The record is from RefSeq and is a predicted model, not a curated record.